Molecule: messenger RNA, 7228 nt
Organism: Calliphora vicina (urban bluebottle blowfly)
Lineage: Eukaryota; Metazoa; Arthropoda; Insecta; Diptera; Calliphoridae
Gene: hob
Product: hobbit
Exons: 11
Coding region: 59-6976 (2305 amino acids)
Source: RefSeq, a predicted model, not a curated record
AAAAACAAAUAAAAAAAAAAUGUUUGGUCCUUAAACUGGUUACAAAAUUAUUAUAGAAAUGUUUCUAAAAUUGUUUAUAUUUGGUUUAAUACUCUUUGUAUUAAUUUAUUGGAUUUUGCCUAAAGCAAUUAGUUGGAUUUUGGUUAAGAAGUUUAAAGUUAAAGUACGUAUUGGACGUAUUAAUCUACCGUAUUUGGCCUUGAAAAAUGUGAACGUCAGCAAAAGUGGAUUUUCGGUGCAAAUUGAAGAAAUAUGUCUGCGUAGCAGUUUCUUUAACACUGAAGUAACCAAAUUAUUAUCGAUUUACAUACGAGAUAUACAAAUCAAUAAAGAUAUUAAAUCAAAAACUGAUGGAGGAACACCCAAGGAAGAACAAGAGCGUUAUGCACGCAUAUCUCGUGAGGCGAGUGUGGAAAAUGUACCGGAUUUUAGGCAGGCAAAAGUGCCGCCAAGUAUUUUGACAUUUGCACAAUUUAUGGCCGUGCAUAUCAAUAACAUAUCGGUGCUUGUAAUGUAUAAUGAUUUUGAUCCUGGUUGGUAUAUACAUGCUGUGGCCAAAGAACUACAUUUGGAUGGUAGUAUUGUGCACAAUGCUAAAACAUUGCUGGUAAAUGCGGCAUUAAAUGAGGCUCAGGCAAAAAUGUUAAGACAUUGCCCAACAAGACGUCAAUCUUUGGAAAACUUAAAUAAAAUACGUCCUUGUUUGGGAGAAAUUAGUUUUGAUAUUGCCCUAGAUGCCACAUUAUUUGCACAGGGUCCUUUAUCAGUGGAUAAAUUAUCUUUGGCCAUGAAUAAUGCCAAAUCUACGAUACAUGGUGGCCUCUAUGAUUUUCUAAGAGAAGCUAAAAAACGUACACUUCCCCAGGAAUCUACCAAAGAAGAUACUUAUACAUUUAAUCCGUUAUCAACAUCAUGUAAUACAUCCUCAACGCCGUCGUUUCAACGGCCCACUCGUCCAAAUUACAAUAACGAAUCAUAUCAAAAAAUUGCUCCUAUAAUACCAAAGAAUUUUAAUUUUAUAAUACAAGCAGCCACAUUCUCAGCGGUUAAAGAGAAUUCACAAAAUGAUUUCAGUGCAAAAAUGCAACUAUUUAGCAUAACUGGAGAAUUUAAUUCCAAAUCAUUUAAUGAAAAUGCUCAUUUGCCCACAGUAUGUACUAAACUGACACUACAGCAUUUGGAUAUUGAUACCAAAUAUGAAAAAUUAUUAUUUAUUGAACAGUUCACUAUAGACUCAAUGCUACAAGACGAUAUUUUAAAUUUGUACGUUAAAUUGAAGACUUUCCAAAUAAUCUACAAUCAUUGUGAGAUUUACGACUGGGUUCACAACAACUUCCUCUCAAGUAAACGACAAAAACAACAGCAACCAAUGUUGCUGCAAUACAAACAAAAAUCAUUGCCCGAUCAUUUAGGCAACUUACAAAAACAAUGUUCCCGACAAUAUAGUGAUGCCACAGCCGCAUCAGCUGAAAGUGUAAAUGGUGAAAAUAAAAACACUUUCCUGGAAUCGAUAAUGAAACAUAUUGUAGUUAAGGGUUGUGCUGAAUUGUUUAAUGUCUCGAUGCUAAUGAAAUUGGAUGACGAUGAACAUGCUGGCAUGAGUGUUAGUCAUACACGUUUGGUGCUCGAACAAAUUGAUGAGAAACGAAGUUCUAUCUAUAAAACCAAAAUAUUUAAUUUGCUAUUGAAUCAACGGCACUGGAGUGUGGAACUUAUGAUCGAGUCACUAUGGUGGUCGCUGGGUAAUUCAAUAAAUGAUACUAACAACCUAAAGAAAUCCCAUUCGCCGGGUUCCCCUUUCUUUUUGGGUGUUAGUUUAGUGAAAUUAAGUUCCUAUUCAAAUGCCACUAAACUAGAGGUAUCUAUACAUACAUUACGUACUGAGUACAGUAUGACUUUGGCAAAUUUUGUUGUUAAAACAGUUAAUUGUAUUAAACAAUAUGGUGGCCUUAAAACAGAAGGCAAUAUGGUUAAACAAAAAGCCUUGCAAACUGUGGAACCACCGGUUAAUCUAUUGAUAUCAGCUAAAAUCAAAGACAUUACCGCCUACUUUGUUAAUCAUCAUAGGGCGUGUUUGCUGUUAAGUUUCUCCGAAAUAACUCUAACCCGUACUCAUCAAAUUUCCCAUUUAAAAUUGGAAGAAUUUCAAAUGGCUAUAAUGCGUUCUAUGACGGCUUCAUCUUUGUGUCUGAAUGACUUUACCGAUAUAUUUGCAAACUGUAAAUUGAUACGUUUGGAAUAUGAAAAGUUGGAGAAUAAAAGACCUAAAUUAUCGGUAUAUAUACCGGGCAAUACAGAGGCCAUAUGGAAUUCAAAUUUACAUAUGCACAUACUGACAUUGGCCCGUGAUAUGCAAGAACUAAAAUGUGCUUUGGCUUUGCCACAAAAAGAGAAAUCACCUUCGCCCGUUUCCCAACACACAGAUCCGAAUAGCAAGAAAUUAAUUAUAGAAUUGUCGGCUGAACGUAGUACCGUGUUUGAGAUAAAAUUAUCCGAUCGUCAUUCCAUGCAGUGGUUUGUGGAAAAUCUUUUCUUCAGUCACAAAGAGGGAAAUUUCAUUUCGGCCGAAAAUAUUUUCAUAAAAAUAGAUGAUGAACACAUAUUUACCCUAAAAGAUGUAGAUGUGCAUUCGUUGGCCAAACUGGAUAUGUUAACGCAUGAAAGAGCCAAUUGCGAGGGUUUCCUCUUGCCCACAAAUAAAGUGUGGGUAACAACUAUUGGGGCAUUUAAGGCUAUAUUCCCUUACGAUCAUGACUUUUAUGAUGCAGUGCAAAAUCAAUUUGUGUCACAUUUUAAAUGGCUGAAAGUGGUGCACAAUUAUAAAAAGAAACCUUUUACAGCCAGUUCUCCGCUGCCUAGUGAUAUUGUAAUACAGAUCAAAGAAUUUCUUUUGGAAAUCAGUGAUGAUCCUUUUGAAGUUAAACUGCGUGAUAAUUAUGUGCUGUUGGUGGAUGAAUAUCUGGAGGGCCUUAAGCGUAAGACACUCUUUGAUAAAAAGAUUGCCGAAAUAUGUUCGAAAACUCUGCUGGUGCCAGCUGGCACCAUUGAAACUCUACAUGCCACAUUGGUGAAAAAGAAUUCGGAAAUUUAUAUACAACGUUCCAAGAAAAUACGUGAAAGUGGACCAGUGCGCACUCGUUUGUUGGCUUGGAUUAUGACUGAUGUAGAAAUCAUGGCCAUGGCUGAUCCCUCAAUACAUGGCACCAACAAUGUUACGCGCAUUAUGAGAGAAAUUGACUCAGAAAGUCCUUGGCCGGAGGAGAAUUUGGAAUUUACAACACUGUGGUGUCGUAAUGUUCAUGUCAGCUGUUCGGAGUGGAAAUUUAUGCUUAGAGAUUUUCCUCAGCCCAUGUUUUAUGUGAAGACGAUGAGUUUAUUUGGCAUACUAUGUGGUGCUGAGCAGGCUGCAUCUAAGAGGGCAAAACGUGAUGUUUUCAUAGAGGUGGGAGAACCAUUUGGCACAGAUGUGGUGCAGCGCAGUAUGACCGCCUUGAAAUUCUACCACGAUUUCAACUGUGAUUUAGAAUUUUGUAGUUAUGCCUUUGGACCCUGUUGGGAGCCAGUGAUGGCUCAAUGUAAUUUGAGUUUUGAAAAAAUAUCAGCCCCCUCCAAAGAUCCCAGUCCUCCGCUACCAUUCUGGGAUAAAAUGCGUCUUCUAUUCCACGGACGCUUGACAAUGAUUGUUAAACAAUUCACGGUGCUAUUGCAUGCCUCAUUAGAUCCCUACAAUACCACCGAAGAAAUGGAAUUAACUUGGAAUAAUGCCGGCAUUGUAUGGACAAAUGCUAAAAUUAUGUUUAAGGGAGAAUUAAAUGUCACCGUACGUACGGCAUCACGUUACGACGAUUGUCGUUUGUUACAUUUUCCUCAUUUGAAAUUAACCUUUAAAUUGAAUUGGGUGUGUUUGGCCAAUCCAAAUGAUCAUCAUGCUGCUAUGCCCUGUGCUCCAGACAAAUUACCCGAAUACUCUUCGAAUCAGGUGCAUGAUUCCUUUAGAGCUUUUCGUUCUAUCAACCUUAAUAUAUGGAUAUCAUUUGAAACUAAAUCCAAACCGGGUAUGGAAAUUGAAAGUGAUAUACCAAGUUUGGUGUUGUAUGGCAGUACUUUGAGAUGGUUUGAAAGUUUAAAACUAAUACUGUCCGGCGUGACAAGACCCACACGUAGAGGUCCGGUAUUUAAUAAUGUGAGGCCGCGUAAAAAGCAAUUAAGUCGCCACUAUAAAAAGGCCAAUCUACAAAUGAGUUUACAUCGUUUUCAAGUUCUCUACUGGAUGUCCCAUGCCAGACACAAAGGUUUUCAACUUAAUGGCGGACGUGUGUCAUUCUGCUCCGAGUAUCUACUGUCUCUGUCACACAUAGAUGAUGGUCUUAUACAUCGUCCACGAGCCGAUUGGUCCACCAUUUAUAUGAAUUGUGAACUAAAUGAUGCUGAGAUCUGGUUAAAAAGUGUUGAAACGGAAAAAUUCGAUAGUUCAUCGGAGAAUAUCGCCAAUGCUGACAACUGCAAUAAGGUGCGUUUUUAUUUCUUGAGUGUUGGUCGGGUUUCGUAUGGUCGUGAGGCUCUCAUACAAACUGGCAAUGAGGAGGAGACGAAUAAAACGAAAUCUACCACCCCCACUCACAAAUUGGUUGUGUAUGAUUUGAAAGGUGCUUGGACGAAGAAUAAUCGUGAUGUGGCCUUUGCCUUAUUUGAUUCGUUUAUGAAAUCACAAAAGCUGAAAAAUAAUCUGUCCACUGAGGCUGUGAAAAGUUAUCGCAAGGAGGGUAAUUCUAAUAUUAUGAAGCAUAAACGCAGUGAUAGUGCAAUAGCGCUAACAAGCAAUUCCGGAGAAGUGUUACCACUUGCUAACACCAAUGCAACAAUAAAGAAACCACAACCUGCUAGUCAUGCUACCGCCAUGUUACAGCAACUUAUAGCCGAAGCAGAUCAUAAAUUCAAUGUGUACAGCGAUGAUCAGAAUACUCAGUCAAGAGAACUGCAAUUGCAAGGCUUGCAAGCCUGUUCGGCUCAUGAUGUUAUACAUGAGAAUUGGUCCAUUUCUUUGGUAAACUCGCAAGUCUUACUUAAGGGCUCCGAAACGUCGGGUUAUGUCAUUAUAAGUGCGGCCAAGGCUGAAAUAUUACAGCGAGUACAUCGUCCCGUUUGGCGAGAUCGUUCCUUGGUAUCGAAAACUACUUGGAAAGGUUUGCUCGAAUGCAUGCAGUACUAUGCCACUGUUAGUGCUGGAGAACAUGAUUCUCUAUUGGAACGUGAAAUAAUGUGGUUAACUGUAGACAAUAUACAAGACAAAGAUGAUGCGGUUAUACAUGACCUACCCGAUAUACCGCAUUUGGUGGGCAGUGGUCGCAGUGUGGGUGGUGUAGUGUCCGAAACGGUGGGUGCCUCAUCAAGUGAAAAUGCUGGUGAAAAUCAGCCCAUACAAUUGCAACGUAUUGUUUCUCGCUGUAAAUGUGAGUUCUUCUAUGUUAGUUAUGGCGACACUAUAGAUCCCAAUACUAUAACCGAUAUGCCACCACCUCCAUCCGAAGAAACUCUAUCGCCCUGGGAAAGACAAGAUGAUCCGGUUGAUGCCUUUACCUUAAUGCAUCAUGAUUUAGAUGUGUGCACUAAUUCCCUGCAAUAUGCCAUGAUUUUGGAUAUUGUCAACAAUCUAUUGCUGUUUGUGGAGCCACAAAGAAAACAGGCUUUGGAGAAAUUGGCCAGAAUGCGUUUCCAACUGCAGUUGCACUCGACUGAAGAUCAAAAACGUCCCAUACAACAGAAACAAACGCUAAUACGAAGUUUACUCAUGAAAAUACGUUCACUGGAGAAAGAUAUACACUUCAUAAGUCAGAGAGCCGAUGAAAGUGACACCAUGGAAUGGAAAUUGGAAUAUGAUCGUGUGCAAAAACACAUAAGAGAAAGCAAAGAAGAGUUAAACACUCUCAGUGAAGAACUCGACAUGAUGUUGUUGUGCUACAAGGAAACGCAACUCUCACAAUUGAGUAAAAUCUCCAAUGUGCGUUCGGACAAGACGGUCAGCAUUGUAAGGGCCAAUGAGAUUUGUUUCAAACGUGCCCAAUGGCGUCUAACCGAAACGGAUGGUCAAAUUGGUAUAGCAGAUUUGGUGCUAAGCGGCUUCUUGUAUACCAAAAAAUCAAAAAGCGAUGACUCCGUAGAACAUCUCUUGGAGUUGGGCAAUAUACGCAUGAAUAACUUAAUACCGCGUGAAAUAUAUAGAGAAGUUUUGGUGCCCACUGAAAUACAAAAGGACAUGCCUGUCGACACUCACAAGCGUGUGUUGAGAGUGUUUUGCCGCGAAAAACCACCCGUGGGUGGCAUAUCGGUUAAAGAACAUUUCGAAAUCAACGUGGCCCCCAUAACCAUUGCAAUUACUAAGAAAUUCUAUUCCACUAUGCUGAAAUUCUGUUUCCCCGAUCGUGAUGCCUCCGAAACCGAAGCUGUUGAUGAUAUUGAAGAAAACUCUUCCAGUUCAUCGUCUUCCUCUAAUUUGCAGGCAAAAUCUUCGAAAAAACCUUCCAAAUCGAAAAAAUCCUCCAAAGAUUCUGAAUUCUAUGUGAAAAUCGAAAAGGAUGAUGUGGAGAAAAUGAAAGAACGUGCCGAAAAGAAUAAACUAUUUAUUUACAUUAAAAUUCCCGAGGUCCCGGUGCGUGUCAGCUACAAGGGUAAUAAGGAGAAGAAUUUGGAAGAUAUUACAGACUUUUCUUUAGUUAUACCCACACUGGAAUAUCACAAUGUCACCUGGACCUGGUUGGAUUUGCUGUUGGCCAUGAAAUCGGUGAGUCGUAAGGUGAUUUUGUCUCAAGCGAUCAAACAAAAGUUACAAAUACACCGGCGGCCACCAACCACAAAUCAAAGUGAAUUUUCUUCACCGCCCGAAGAGGACAAAGCGAUAAUGUUGUUCGGAAAUCGUUUAGCGGGUGAAAAUCGCAGUCAACGCAAAGGUGUGUUUAAGUUUUCUUCAAGCAACAAAUGAUUUAAUUCGUUAUAUUUCACGCAAUAGUAUUAUGUUAGUAAAUAAACACAAACAUAAAAUAUUAAUUUAUUAAAUUAAUUUCCAUUUAUUUAUCAACUAUUAUUUCUCUUUCUUAACUGUUUUUAAUUUUUAUUUAAAAAUACAAUUUCUUGUGUUUCUUUCUGCUGUGUAUUAAUUAAUGUGUUAAGAGUUGAAAUAAAAAUUGAAUUUAUUACUCUAUACUUUUUUCUCUAUAUAAUUUUGUUUUUUUUU